ACAAGGGCGGCAACACAAAAGAUAAAAUUAAAAAAAAAAACAAACACACACACACAAAUAUUUGGUUUGAAAGACGCAGCGGCAAUUCAAAGAGGAAACGGACAGACAGAGAGAGUUUUGGCGACGGAAGCGCGGUUCAGAGCAACGGGGAAAAAAAAAAAAAAAAGAGGCUAAAUGACUUGGAUCGGGUAAUUUUAGGGUUUCUGCUCCUGCUUCACCACCGAUUUUUGGUCCACAGCAAGUUCCAUCCGAUGUCAAAAGCCGAGGCUGCGAAGAAAAUUGGUGAGGAUUCAGGUAAUGGGAAGUUGUUGAAUGAGAUUGAGGCUAUAAGUAAAGCCCUGUACCUGGAUAAAAACCCCUCUAGAAGUUUGAACCAUUCGCUGAAUAAUCCAUCGAAAUCUUCCGGAAAAACUCAUUUGGUAGAUUCCAAGGUGAAUGCUAAACGAGGCAACGAAGAGCCACCACGCAAGGAGAAGAAAUCCAUUUGGAAUUGGAAGGCCUUGAAGGCAUUUUCUCAUAUCCGAAACCGUAGAUUUAACUGCUGUUUCUCUCUCCAAGUCCAUUCAAUUGAAGGGUUACCCCCGAAUUUCGAUGAUUUGAGUCUCUGUGUGCACUGGAAGAGGCGUGAUGGUGUUUUGGUUACUCGGCCAGUUAAGGUUCUUCAAGGAGUCGCAGAAUUUGAAGAGAAGCUUAUUAACACAUGCUCAGUUUAUGGCAGUAGGAAUGGACCCCACCACUCGGCAAAGUAUGAGGCAAAGCAUUUUCUGUUAUUUGCUUCUGUUUAUGGUGCUCCAGAAAUUGAUUUGGGGAAGCACCGUGUUGACCUCACAAGGUUGCUUCCCCUGACCCUUGAGGAAUUAGAGGAGGAGAAGAGCGCAGGGCAAUGGACGACAAGUUUUAAAUUAUCUGGAAAGGGUAAAGGUGCUAGGAUGAAUGUUAGUUUUGGGUACAUGGUAACUGGGGAUAGUUCCAGUGCACCUGGAAAUACACAAAAUGUUCCUGAGCUACUGAAUUUGAAGCAGGAUAGUCUGAGUAUUAAAACUGGGACAAAAUUCGGACUAGGUGAUGGAAGGGGAAAUAUGCGGCGUGUUGAAAGUCUGCCUAGUUUAUCCAAUCAUCGGCGACAUUCUUCAUCUCGAUCUGUAGAGGAAAUAAAGGAUCUUCACGAGGUUUUGCCCGUAUCAAGGUCGGAACUUGCCAGCUCUGUAAAUAUACUAUAUCAGAAAUUUGAUGAAGAAAAUUCUGCUAGUCCAGCAGAUUACAAGUCGGAAGUUGGUGAUUUCACCGAGCAUCUUGAGCCCAAACCAUGUUCCAGCCCGUUGUCUGAUUCUGGUAGAGAAAACAUAGGCAAUAUAAGUGAAGUUAAUGACUUUUCUGUAAUCGAACAAGCUGUGGAAUUGUCAUCAGAAGAACCAGUGAAGUCAGAGGAUGUUAUCAAAGAGACUGCUGAUGUUUCUCUAGCAGCCCGUCAUGAUGUUGAAAUUGACACUGGUGUUCAGUUAGCCUUUCAAGAGGAUCCUAAGCUUAAUUCUGAGGGCCAAGAUGAAAAGAAUGGUAACACUGUAGAUGAGCUUUUAGUAUGUAACUGCUCUUCUGAAAAGGAUGACAUGUGUACAAAAGAAUCACUCAUGAAAGAGUUAGAGUCAGCUUUAAAUAGUGUGUCAGAUAUGGAGAUGGCAGCUUUGGAAUCUCCUGAAGAGGAAGAUAAUUAUAAGGAAAUUAAUUUGGACAAUGAGAGUAGGAAGGGGAAGUCACCUAGCUUAGACGAUGUUACAGAGUCUGUUGCAAGUGAGUUCUUAAACAUGUUAGGGAUACAGCAUAGUCCAUCUGACUUGAGUUCCGAGAGUGAACCUGAUUCCCCAAGAGAGCGUCUGCUAAGACAAUUUGAAAAGGAGGCUCUUGCUGGUGGUUAUUCUUUAUUUGAUUUUGAUAUAGGUGACAGCGAUAAAGCAGAAUGUGGAUAUGAUGAUGCAGCUGGGUCAAGGUGGGAAAAUACAACAGAGGCUUUUGAAUUUACAUCAAUGAUUCAAGCUGCCGAAGAGGAGCACCUAAUAGCAACUCAAGAAGCAAGAAGCAAAACAAAGGCAAAGAUGUUAGAAGAUUUGGAGACAGAAGCCUUAAUGCGUGAGUGGGGCUUCAAUGAGAGGGCUUUUCAGCAUUCUCCAACGACAAACACUGCAGGAUUUGGAAGUCCUAUUGAUUUACCUCCUGAAGAGCCACUGGAAUUGCCUCCUCUUGGAGAAGGGUUAGGUCCAUUUCUGCAGACAAAGAAUGGAGGUUUUUUGCGGUCUAUGAAUCCCUCAGUUUUCAUGAAUGCUAAAAGUGGUGGAAACUUGAUAAUGCAGGUUUCUAGCCCUGUUGUGGUUCCAGCAGAAAUGGGUUCUGGGAUAAUGGAUAUAUUGCAGCGUUUGGCAUCAGUGGGAAUUGAAAAGCUCUCUAUGCAGGCAAAUAAGUUAAUGCCGUUGGAAGACAUCACUGGAAAGACUAUGCAACAAGUAGCAUGGGAAGCUUUGCCUGCUUUGGAGGGAUCUCAGAGUGAAUGUUUAUUGCAGCAUGAAUCAAUGGUGGACCGAGAGAAAUUGGGUGGACCAAUGAGAGUUAAAGGAAAAUCAUCUGGGUUGAGGUCCAAUAGGGCUAUGUCAAGCUCAAUCAGCAACGAGAUGGGCUCAGAGUACGUUUCUCUUGAAGAUCUUGCUCCUUUGGCUAUGGAUAAGAUUGAAGCACUUUCAAUGGAGGGGUUGAGAAUACAGUCCGGGAUGUCUGAUGAGGAUGCACCUUCAAAUAUUAGCGCCAAGUCUAUAGGAGAAAUUUCAGCUCUCCAGGGAAAGGGUGUUGAUAUCAGUGGGUCCCUUGGCUUGGAGGGUGCUGGUGGAUUGCAACUGUUGGACAUAAAAGACAGCGGUGAAGAUGUCGAUGGACUAAUGGGCCUAUCUUUAACUCUCGAUGAAUGGAUGAGACUGGAUUCUGGUGACAUUGAUGAUGAAGAUCAUAUCAGUGAGCGUACAUCUAAAAUUCUUGCAGCUCAUCAUGCUCAUUCGUUGGACUUCAUUCGUGGGAUGAAAGGGGAGAGAAGACGGGGCAAAGGAUCUAGUAAAAAGUGUGGUUUGUUGGGGAAUAACUUCACAGUUGCACUAAUGGUGCAACUUCGUGAUCCGAUACGAAACUAUGAGCCAGUUGGAACGCCAAUGCUUGCUCUUAUUCAAGUAGAGAGAGUUUUUGUUCCACCAAAGCCGAGAAUAUACAGCAAGGUUUCUGAGCUUAGGAACAAUAAUGGAGAAGAUGAUGAUGAGUCUGAAUCAGUGGUGAAGGAGGAGAUAAAGGAAGAGAACAAAGCUAAAUCUGCUGCAGAGGAAGGAAUUCCACAGUUUAGAAUCACUGAAGUCCAUGUUGCGGGUCUGAAAACCGACCCUGCCAAAAAGAAACCAUGGGGUACUUCAAGCCAGCAACAGUCUGGCUCCCGCUGGUUGCUUGCUAAUGGAAUGGGGAAAAGCAAUAAGCAUCCGUUUAUGAAGUCAAAGCCUGCUUCCAAAUCUAAUGCCCCGUCAACGACAAAGGUUCAGCCUGGUGAUACCUUGUGGAGUAUCUCAUCUCGUGUUCAUGGUAACGGAGCGAAGUGGAAGGAAUUGGCAGCUUUGAAUCCUCACAUACGCAAUCCCAAUGUUAUUUUCCCCAAUGAAACCGUCAGAUUGAGUUGAUGAGUGGGAUAGUUUCACCCUCCUAUGAUAAACGUUGAAUAUCAUUGCACUAUGCUCUACCGAGUCAGAUUCGAACCCCCAUCAUUACCAUCUUGAGGCCGAGCUAGGUCGAUGGGUCACCUUUUUGGGCUUUUGUUUUUCCACUUCCGUGUAUGGUCAAGGCCAGCCAGCCAAUAGGAAGUGAGUAAAAAAAAAAAAAAAAAAAAAAUUGGUUGUUGUUGUUUCUUUCAUUUUUAUUUGUAAAUCAUUUACGUUGUAUAUGUAUUUAAAGUAUUGUCGUAUGUGUGUGUGUGUGUGGAAGUAAAUGGGACAACUCACUCUCACCGCACCACGCAAACUUCAACUGCAGGGCUUGCAGCUUUUGCUCCGAACGACAGCUUGGGCUUUCGAAUAGAUUUGCUUUCAGACACUUUGUGAAAA
This is a messenger RNA of Ziziphus jujuba (common jujube), 4115 nucleotides long. RefSeq names its product protein PLASTID MOVEMENT IMPAIRED 1-RELATED 1. Bases 252 to 3695 code for a protein of 1147 amino acids. Lineage: Eukaryota; Viridiplantae; Streptophyta; Magnoliopsida; Rosales; Rhamnaceae. The transcript has 4 exons. The record is from RefSeq and is a predicted model, not a curated record.